AUGAAACCGAAAAUGUUAUCCAUUUUGGAAAACAAUAAAAACUUUAAAAUUUUUUGGAACCAUAAAAUAACAAACUAUUUAAAGGCCCAAUGGUUCUUUUAUUGUCUAGCAAUAUUCAUAGUCAUAGCGAGAUUUGCUCCGAAUUUUGCAAAAGACGGUGGUUUAAUCAAGGGACAAUAUUCCAUCGGUUACGGUUGUGUCGCAUGGAUUUUCCUACAAAGUGGUCUAAGUAUGAAAACUAAAAAAUUAAUGGCAAACAUGUCGAAUUGGAGAGCUCAUUUGAUAAUAUUAAUGUUAAGUUUCCUCAUUACAUCAUCGAUAGCGUAUGGUCUUUGUUGUGCUAUUAAAGCUGCAAAUGAUAAAAAAAUCGAUGAUUGGGUACUUAUUGGCAUAAUAUUAACGACAACAUGCCCGACUACUGUUGCGUCCAAUGUUAUAAUGACUACAAAUGCAGGUGGUAAUGACCUUUUAUGUGUUUGUGAAGUCUUUAUUGGUAAUCUAUUGGGUGCAUUUAUCACACCUGCUUUAGUUCAAUUAUAUACUGGUAGGGCACCAUUUCAAUAUGGUAAUCCAGCAACAGGAGAUGGGAUUGGUGCAUUAUAUGGACGUGUUAUGAAACAAGUUGGACUUUCUGUAUUUCUACCAUUAUUUGUUGGCCAAGUAAUUCAAAACGUUUUCUCAAAGAUUACUGAGAAAUAUUUAGCAUUCUUAAAGAAAUAUCAUUUGAAAAUUGGUUCGUAUAUGUUACUAUUAAUUAUGUUUAGUACAUUCUCCACAGCAUUCGAUCAAAAGGCCUUCAGCAGUGUUUCUCACGUUUGUAUCGUGUUUAUUUGUUUCUUCAACCUUGGGUUAUAUUUGUUCUUCACAGGUAUAACGUAUUUAUGUGCAAGACCAUGGUUUAUUUUGAAAUUGUUCCCAACUGAACCAAUACCUGGUGAAUCUUCCAAAUUAUAUUAUUAUUCUUAUAAGAUCUUUAGACCAUUUUAUUAUAAUAAGAGAGAUGCCAUUUGUAUCAUGUUUUGUGGACCUGCGAAGACAGCAGCAUUGGGUGUUUCAUUAAUUACUUCCCAAUAUGGUGAUAAAAAGGAACAUUUGGGGAAAUUAUUAGUACCGUUAGUAUUGUAUCAAGGUGAGCAAGUCCUUACUGCAAGUAUAUUUGUUGGUAUUUUCAAGAAAUGGGUCAGAGAUGAAUUAGAAGAAGAAGAAGAAGAAGAUGUUGGUGAUGGAACUAACAAUGAUACAAAAUUGACAGAACCAGAUUUAGAAAAGGGGAUAAUAACGUCAGAGGAUUGCGAAAGACAAUUACAGUUACGACAACAAGAACAACAAGAACAAGAAAAUAAACAUGAAUUAAGACUUUCACGUAUUGACUCUCAUGUAUCGUCAUCAUUGACUUCUUCUUCUACUACAGGGAAACGUUCUGAUACUAAUCCUACAGACCAAAGUUCGGAAUAUCAAAAGUAA
This is a messenger RNA of Naumovozyma dairenensis CBS 421, 1464 nucleotides long. RefSeq names its product Rch1p (gene RCH1). Gene Ontology annotation, cellular component: plasma membrane. Lineage: Eukaryota; Fungi; Ascomycota; Saccharomycetes; Saccharomycetales; Saccharomycetaceae. The record is from RefSeq and is a predicted model, not a curated record. The transcript has a single exon. Bases 1 to 1464 code for a protein of 487 amino acids.